AAUACUUAUUGUGAGGCAUCAAAAAUUCCCAACAACGCAAAUACUUACAAUAUAUAAACGCUACAUUGGUGUAGGACCUAGGCUACUGUAGAAAUGUGACCCCAGACGAUGACUUGAGGCCCUUUGUCACUGAAUCCCAACAGAUAAAAGUGAGCUAGCCUACUGUAACCCAAUGAUGUCACUGACACUAUUGUCCCAGGUUGGGUGGCAUAUGUAAACAAGUGUCGCAUUGAGAGGCAAUCUAGUGUGUCUUUACUUGACUUUGAAGCAUAAAUCUCCUGGGGUGCAAAAAGUACUUUAUCAGUAAACUCCCCAUGACUUUGAAAGGCUGUGUAGGACCCGCUGUCACCCUCUCUCAAGAGGCUAACCUGGGUUACUGGCUAUUAGAUCUACGCGCAACUGUAUGGUUUCCCCAUUCAUGAGGUGGGAGUGAUUUCAGGAAGUGCAUUUGGCCAUUGUGCCACCAGUUAAUAUUUCACGACUCUCAUAUGGCUAUUGUGUGUGCUUCUAAAAUAACCCACCAUCAGCAUUACCCCGUCUUCCCCCUUAAUCCCAGCACAUGGUUACAGUCAAGUAGCCUACAUAAAUCAGGCGCCACCGAUAGUGUACUUAGAACUAGGAACACAUGCACAUCAGACGGCCGCGGCUUGCUGCUAUUGCAGCAGGAGCAAUAGGAAUAGUCACUGGUCCGCGGGUAGUAAAAGGAGGGGAAUGGCUUGAAAUGAAACCAAAAAAGCAGAGAUGAUAAGUAUAUGACAGUUCUUGUUGCAAAUUGCUGCAGUGCUCUUUUUAUAGGUGUAGUGUAUUCUCAUUCGGAUUGACUAAACUGGGCAACCGAGCCUCAUGUCACAUGUGCUUCAUAGGAAGAAGCUGGGCAUCUGCAAGCUGGAUCUGGAGGAGGAUGCUGCGGCAAAUGAUACACAGAGGGCUCAAAGCUUCUUUCUACUGGCUGGGCUUAUUUGUUAGUAGGCAUCCGGUUUUUUUCCUCACCGUUCCCGCAGUCUUAACCAUAAUAUUCGGAUCUACCGUCCUGAGCAGAUUCAAGCCCGAAACGGACAUCGAGAUACUGGUUGCCCCGACACACAGCUUUGCUAAAGUAGAGCGGAGUCUUGCGAACAGCCUUUUCCCCAUUGACCAGUCAAAAAACAAGCUGUAUUCCGACCUGCACACCCCCGGCAGAUAUGGCAGACUGAUUCUGCUGGCCAAGUCUGGGGGAAAUAUACUGGAGCUAGCCGACCAGGUCCUGCAGGUUCACAAGCAGGUGCUGGAUUUGCGGGUUAAUUACAAGGGAUUCAAUUACACUUUCGCUCAUCUCUGUGUCCUGAGCCAUCAGGAUAAGCGAUGCCUCUUGGAUGAUAUAAUUACGAUAUUCGAAGAUAUCCGCUUAGCCAUUCUAUCGAAUCACACUUUUUCAAAGGUGCCCGUGACCUAUCCAAAUACCACAUUAAAGGAUGGUCGUGUGUCCUUCAUUGGCCACCAGCUGGGUGGAGUGGCCUUCUCGCCCAACAGCCGAGACCAGCAGGUGAAGUUUGCCCGGGCCAUCCAGAUCACCUACUACCUUCGCAACCAUGGCCCCGUGGUGCAGGACGUCAUCGCAGAGAAGUGGGAGAAUGCCUUCUGCACCCUCAUCACACGCCUGUCCACGCUCAGCGAGGACCUGCACAUCCAGUCUCUCACCUCCUUCAGCCUGUGGAGGGACUUCCACCAGACGGGAGUGCUGGCCAAAGGGGAGGUGCUGGUCAGCCUAGUGCUCCUUCUGCUGGCGGCCACCAUCUCCAGCUCAAUGAGGGACUGCCUGAGGGGAAAGCCCUUCCUGGGUCUGCUGGGUGUGCUCACAAUAGCCAUCGCUAACGUGACCUCCGCUGGCAUCUUCUUCAUCUCCGACGGGAAGUUUAACUCCACGCUGCUGGGGAUCCCAUUCUUCUCCAUGGGUCAUGGAACCAAAGGAGUGUUUGAGCUCCUGGCGGGCUGGCGAAGAACUCGAGAAAGCCUUCCCUUCAAGGAACGCGUGGCAGACGCCUUCGCCGACGUGAUGGUGUGCUAUACCAUGACCAGUUCCCUCUAUAUCAUCACAUUUGGCAUGGGUGCCAGCCCCUUCACCAACAUUGAGUCGGUGAAGAUCUUCUGCCAGAGCAUGUGCGUGGCCGUCCUGGUCAACUACUUCUACGUGUUCUCCUUCUACGGUUCCUGCUUGGUGUUCGCUGGUCAGCUGGAGCAGAACCGCUACCACAGUGUGUUCUGCUGUAAGAUCCCCUCAGUGGAGUACCUGGACCGUCAGCCCACCUGGUUCAAGACCAUGAUGAGCGACGGCCAUGACCAUGUCACGCACCACGAGGUCGUGCCCUACCACAACCACUUCAUCCAGCACUUCCUGAGGGAGCACUACACGGAGUGGAUCACCAACACCUAUGUCAAGCCCUUCGUGGUCAUCCUCUACCUGAUCUACGCCUCCUUCUCCUUCAUGGGAUGUUUACAAAUCAGUGAUGGAUCCAACAUUGUCAACCUCCUAGCCAGCAACACGCCCAGUGUGUCCUAUGCCACGACUCAGCAGAAGUACUUCAGUAACUACAGCCCCGUGAUCGGCUUCUACAUCUAUGAGCCCAUCGAGUACUGGAACUCCACGGUGCAGGAGCACCUCACAACGCUGAGCCACGGCUUCAACAAGAUCUCCUGGAUGGAUAACUACUUUCAGUAUCUGAAGGUGGUGAAUGUGAGCGCCUCGACCAAAAGUGAUUUCAUCACCAUCCUGCAGGGCUCCUUCCUGCGCAGCCCGGAGUAUCAGCACUUCAUGGAGGACAUCAUUCUGUCCAAGACAGAUGGGGAUGAAAUGGAGAUCAUCGCGUCCAGGAUGUACCUGGUGGCGCGGACCACGGAGAAGACACGGGAGGAGGUGGUGGAACUGCUGGAGAGGCUCCGCCCCCUUUCGCUCAUCAACAACAUCAAGUUCAUCGUCUUCAACCCCACCUUCGUCUACAUGGACCGUUACAGCUCCUCCGUGGUCUCACCCAUCCUCACAUCGGCCUUCAGCGUGCUCACCAUCCUCAUCCUCACCUUCUUCCUGGUCAUCAACCCUCUGGGGAACUUCUGGUUGAUCCUGACCGUCACCUCCGUAGAGCUGGGGGUCCUGGGCCUCAUGACCCUCUGGAAUGUACACAUGGACAGCAUCUCUAUCCUGUGCCUUAUUUAUACUCUCAACUUUGCCAUGGAUCACUGUGCACCCCACCUGUACACCUUCGUACUGGCCACGGAGCACACCAGGACCCAGUGCAUUAAGAUCUCGUUAGAGGAGCACGGGGCGGCCAUUUUGCAAAACGCCUGCUGUUUCGUUAUCGGGAUGUUGCCCUUGGUGUUUGUGCCUUCCAAUCUGACCUACACGCUGUUCAAGUGCUCCCUCCUCACCGCAGGCUGCACAGUGCUGCACUGUUUUGUCAUCCUGCCUGUGUUUCUAACGUUUUUUCCCCCAUCAAAAAAAAGGCACAAGAAGAAAAAACGGGCAAAACGGAAAGAGCGGGAGAGGGAGCGGGAGAUGAUGGAGAGGGAGAGAGUGAGGGAGAGGGAGGAGAUAGAGUGCAUUGAAGUCAGGGAGAACCCUGAUCAUGUGACUAACGUCUGAGAAGCCGUGUGUCGGUGAGCGGCAGCGGGACAGUCUUCAGUGAUUGUUGGGUGAGGUGUUGGAAGCAUGUCCUAAAGCGAGGGUGGCCAUGUGUUGUAGCCCCUCAAAGGGCCAGAGGGGUCCUCAGAAGGACCAGUCCUCAGAAGGAGGAGGGAGGGAGGGAGAUAUAGACCAGCAGCCAUGACCCAGCUAGACAGCCAGCAGCCAUGCUGUCUAGAGUAGAGACCAGACCAGAUCAGACCCAUAGAUCAGCUACUCCUUCAGACUGGAUGGGACAGUGUAUCUUAUCUGCACAGUCUGCAAACGGUUCCCUCUGCUGUUCAUACAGACACUCUCACACAACCAGGAAGAAACUACAAUAUCAUACAUUUACUUACAGUGUAAUGUGUAAGGGGAUAAUAUAUCUUAUUCUAACAAUUGUAAAUCUACAGUAUCGUGAGGAAAGUAUGGUAGCAUAAGAAUGAUAGCAAUGUCUACCUCCAGGAUGGUGGUCAAAGUUAUCUAAAUUGUUUUCUACAAUUUGUCAUAUUAAAUAUUUUUACCAUCUACACAGGCUUAUACUACCCCCAUCACAAAGACCCCAUUAUAGUAUGAUUAGUAUGACAGACAGACAGACAGACAGACAGACAGACAGACAGACAGACAGACAGACAGACAGACAGACAGACAGACAGACAGAAGGAUGUAUACAUUUGAAUUUGUUUGAGAGUACACAGAAAUAAAGCAUACCCACAGUAGAUUCCAUUCUUUCUUUCCGGUAAACACCCGAGCGAACAGCUGAACUGGGCAGAUGGCGUACACUGUGUCCAUUAUGAAGAAUUAUCCUGCACAUUGCAUUGUGUGGAUACAAUUGUCAAGGUUAAUUUUACAGGAAGACAGAUAUAUCUGCUUUAUUUCCAUUCUCACAUCUGUUCUUAGCCAACAAUUAGAGUAGAACUGCAGCAAGGUACAUAAUCUAGGGCUUCAUUCAGUCUGUAUCCCUGAAGUGUUACAGAUUGCACCAUAGAAAUGUAAAGGUCAUUUCAGACUGAGCUGACAUAUGCAGCGUUUUAUUGUGAAUGCAGUCUCCGCUAACGCGGUAACAUUGACUUUCAAUUCCAAUCACGCUGUAACUUCUGCGAUACGGAUUGAACAGAUCCCUUAAUAGAGUUAGGCGUGUUCAGGAAAUCAUAGCAGAUGGCUUAACUAGGAGGGAAAAGGUAACUCUGAACUAGUAAAACCAAAAGGAGGAAGUACUGCAGAGGUUGAAGAUCAUACUGCCUUUUUAACUGGGCUAAGAUAUGAGGUGUCUCGAGACAUCAUCUGAACAUCGUAGUUGGCAAGGCAUCUUCACUGUUUAACACGUUUCAGUGUCCCAUGAUUAAGAGGUGAUUAUGGAUCAUCAUGAACAAAAUAAAUGAUUGGGUGGGUUGGACACGACAGGUCACAAUUUAAUCAGAGAUACAUUGUUUCUUUUUGUUUGUGUGAAAGACUGUGGUGCCAAAUAAUUAGAGCGGGGAAAAAAAUAUGGGUGCCGAUUUGGUGGUACAUGUGGAUAUUCUGUCAAAUCAAAUCAUGAUGUAAAAGACAUCCUAUUGGUUCAAACCUCAAAGUAAUGCCAUACAUCACAAUGAUGCGUGUUUAAACAACCGUUGGUGAUGUAUAUUAGCAUUCCAAUGGCUUUCAUGGACCAUUGCUUGAUCUACUUUAGAAAUCUCCAGAGAACAUCAAUAUUCUCCUCUAGUAGCCUCUCUGCUAUCCAGAAUGGCCAGAGUGGAGUCCCUCUCCCCGUCGGAAAGCCAAGCGCAUUAUCAAGCUAAGUCUGAUGAUGCUGGAUAAGAUCUCUGUAAGGGCAGACACUCUCAAGGUCAGAAUGCAGGAGAUAGUCAUCACUGACCUCUGAUACGUCACCUUAGGGUGGUUUGUGGCAUGUAACAGAAUGCCUCUCAUGUAAAAGGAUGUGGCUGUCCGUAGGUUAUUCUUAAUUGAACGUUAUGACCUUGAGAGAGCAUUGCUGUCUUUAUAUGCUGCUUGAAAGGGACAAAGUACCUCUCAAAAAAGGCAAUAAAAGCUAUGAGGGCAGCUGAAGCAACUUUAUGUGUGUUUGGACCAACAGUUAGAGAAGCUUGCAGGAGUAAAAUGGUCAGUACAAUUAACCAUCUUGAAAGCAACAUAUUGAAGUAAAGAAGCGAAAAGCAGUUUCUGCUUCUGUAUGAAACAGUAGAUCGCUAGUUAUCAAGAUAAUGCCUUUACCUGCUCAUGGGCUUUCACACUCCUCCUUUAGUAAAAUAAAUGGGAUGAAAAGGGUUCUCUCCCUCAUGCAAGAAAUCACCCUCCUCACAAAAGACUAAUGACGGCCAUUUUGUCUGAAAGUUAGCAAUGAAUGAAUCUCUCACGUAAAAAAAUAAUGACAAGGUAAAUCCCUAAUUUCAUUCUCAAAUCUCUUAUCCGUGGUGAUGAUUAAUCCUAAGCGUUAAAGCCUAAAUAGCAAGAGAGAAUCUCAUAACUUUAACCAGACAUAGUUACUCCAAAGUGAUGGGUAUAGGCUAGCUACAAAACCUGCAACUGUUGGUGUCACUGCAUUUUUGUAAAAGCCAUGUCAUGUAUGUAUAGUAAGAAGGUUUGAACAUUUAAUACAAAGGGGACAAAUGCCAAUUGAAAUCAUUGACUUCCCAAAAUGACUGUGUACGCAUGGCACUGUAAUGUAUUGACGCAUGUAUUUGAUUUCUGUAUAUUUAGUCUGUGUAUCCUUAUUUUGCAACGCUGUGUGAACCCAUGUUUGUUGUUUAAAUGCAUAUUCUAUAACAUUUUGUGCAACAAAGUAACAAAAUGUCCUUUAUGUUCAACAAAACAGAAGCCAGAGGAUCACAUGUGUAAUAUAACUGUAUAUGAUUUUUUUUUUAAAGAUUUUCUAUAAAAAAAACUCUAUGAUAUUAGAUUUUUUUAAAGCUGAAAUGUUCUUAUAAAAAAGCAAUAAAGGAAAAAAGGGUUGAACACAGUAGGCCAGUAAUCAACUGCAGAAUGUCAACAGUAAACUGAGUAGAUCAACUUGUUGCACCUCCAGUGGACCUAAAUGUUUGUGGUGCAUCAACAAAUGUGAUACGUUCUCUAUGGGGAGACUGUGGAUUCUGCUUGUUUUCCUUCUUUAUUUCGUUCAUUCCUCACUACUUGGCCAUUAUAUUACAGGGAGAUAUUACAGCCUCUUUUUACUACACUGCAAUUUUGUUUAGCUUGGUUGUGGUUAUUUUCUUUCUAUCAGAAUAGUAUGCAAAACAACUGAGCUAAAAGGUUUGCUGUGCUGUUAUGACCCAUACUUACAUAACUACUUUUUAAUUUUCAGAUUACAAUAUCAUUAUACAUGAUCCAUGAACAUGCUUAACCCUCCAAUAACUUUCAAUGUUUUUUUGCUAGACACUCAUGAUACAGGAUAGUCAAUUCAUCUUUUGAAGUACUCAGCUUGCUGUACUUGCUGUAUACAAGCCAUCUCUGACGAAGCUAUAUUUAAUGCUGUCUUUCUGAGUCUAGUAUGUGUUCUAACGUGCGAUUGACCAUCACUUGUCUAACACUUCACUGUCUGCUCCACUGAGAAAGUCAUUACCUCCUCCAGUGUUUCAUUUACCAAACCCCUUGCUCAUGGUUUUGUCUAACUCUUAAAUCAGGCUGUCUAAUGCAGUGAUCUGUUGAUGCUUAUUGUAUGUGUGGUAGGUUGUAAUUUUGUCAGUGAGUCUGAGUGUCAACUCACUGUUCAGAUCAGAACAUGGUCAUUGAUUGAUGACAUCAGUGAUGAGGUCAUUGUCUGAGGUUUGGUAUUGAUGUGGUGUCUGAUGCUCUGUGUGUGAAUAUAAAAACCCAAACA
Oncorhynchus mykiss (rainbow trout) is the source of this 7448-nucleotide messenger RNA. It is a transcript of the gene ptchd4, whose product is annotated as patched domain containing 4. Lineage: Eukaryota; Metazoa; Chordata; Actinopteri; Salmoniformes; Salmonidae. Gene Ontology annotation, cellular component: membrane. The record is from RefSeq and is a predicted model, not a curated record.